Dacryopinax primogenitus is the source of this 4779-nucleotide messenger RNA. RefSeq lists its product as uncharacterized. Gene Ontology annotation, cellular component: nucleus; zeta DNA polymerase complex. NCBI's taxonomy places the organism in Eukaryota, Fungi, Basidiomycota, Dacrymycetes, Dacrymycetales, Dacrymycetaceae. The transcript has 19 exons. Gene Ontology annotation, biological process: error-prone translesion synthesis; double-strand break repair via homologous recombination. Bases 1 to 4779 code for a protein of 1592 amino acids. The record is from RefSeq and is a predicted model, not a curated record. Gene Ontology annotation, molecular function: DNA-directed DNA polymerase activity; DNA binding; nucleotide binding.
AUGCACGAUGAAUCUAUCCUCAAAGUCCGGAUCACCAAUGUCGACUACUCGCAACAAGUGCCAGGACCGCUCGACAGGACCGAAUCGAUAUUCGCGACGCUGAACAAGGUCCCCGUGCUGAACGUCUUUGGUCACACCUCUGCCGGGCAGAAGGCGUGUGUGCAUAUUCAUAAUGUCUUCCCUUAUCUGUAUAUCGAAUACAAGGGAGAGCUUGACCCCGGGUCUGUGAACAAGUUCAUUAACCGGCUAGGUCGAAAGCUGAACCACGCAUUGACCUUGGUCCUUCGCCGCAACCCCUACGUACAGAACACACCCCAGCACAUCGUAGCCAUCCUGCCUGUCAAAGGCGUGCACUUCUAUGGUUUCCAUCAUCGGCGCUCCAUCUUCCUCAAGAUAAUGUUCUCCGAUCCUCGGCUGAUCCGCAAAGUCCAGCUCCUGCUCGAGAGCGGCGCGAUAUGCGAGAAGGCGUGGCAGACGUACGAGAGCCAUGUGGACUACAAGCUGCAAUUUAUGUGUGACUUUAAUUUGUAUGGCUGUAAUUGGCUCGAGGUUGCAGACUGCAGGUUUCGGGAACCGUUGCCCGAGCCUCCGGAGUACGACAUCCCAGUAUCAUCGAUCGCACCUCAUAUGAUACCCUGGAACUCUGCGAACACGCCUCCAGAGCUGAUGCAUUCCGUCCAGCCCAUCCCUGUUCGCUCAACAAGGUCCUACAACGUUCUCGAACUAGAUAUCUGCGCAUGGGACAUCCUCAACCGUCAUGCUCUCACUGCACGUCCUAUCGCGUCCCGACUCGCUCCCCCGUUCUCCGGUGCUGGGAACCCUGAUGAGCUCUUCGUGCACAGCGUCCGUGAGCUGUGGGAAGACGAGCGCCGCCGACGCAGCGCAAAAGGUAUGGAUCCCACACCCCCAAGACCUAAGGACGCUACCCGGACAAUCGAUCCAGAGCGAACCCGAUGGGUCGCGUCGGAGAGGUUUUGGGCAGAGGUAGAUGCCCGUAUCGACAGGGAGAAAGACAAGAUCGGGAGGGUCGGUCCGGACGACGAGCUCAAGGUUAUACCCUGGGAAGCUUGGCUCAUGACGCCAUUCGAGAGUGUGGAGGCGUUGUUCCCCCGAGAACACCAGCGACAGCGCCAACGAAGACGGGAAAAACAAACCGAAGCUGUCAAUGCUGCUGAAGACGAUUGGAGUCAGCGUGGUGAUGUUGAGAAUGAGGCUGAGGAUGACGCGAAAUGGGCUGGUAGCCAAUUGCUUCAGCGCGCUGUUGAAGAAGCGCAGGGUGUUGAGGAUGAAUGGAUCCAGGAUCCGGAACGGCAGGUUGAGGAAGAGGAGGAAUGGGAAAGCGGUUACGAUCCACCUCCGGCCCAACCGAGAACACCCCUGAAAUCUCAACGGACGGCGCCAGUUCGCUCCAGGUCAGGAACUCCGACAAAGAGUGGAAAAGUUUCUCCUGUAAAUGGCGACAAGGGCAAUGGUCAUGCUAAGCGUCCCAAUCUAUUUGCUACGCCCAGCCGUGAUCACACGCCAUAUCGAUCUUCUCCUCUGAAGAACGGUGUGCGAACCAUUGAGCAAGAAGAACGAGAAGGAAGCAUCCCUGUACUCCCUCAGAAUUCGCCAGACCCUUGGAUUACUUCCCCUGAAAAGGAGAUGACUCUCAAAAGGGGUGUCCAUUUUGAUGGCGAGGAGAGACCACCCAAACGGGCACGUAUUGAAGAAGCUGAUAAUGCUGUGGUCGACCCUUGGAUAGUCUCUCUCGAUAGCUUCACCAGCUCGGAGGAUGCGGCGCCUACCUGUUCCCCAGUGGCUACUCAGAGAGAUCCAACAAAGCCCCUCAGCUCGUCAGCUUACACGUACGGCUUCAUGCCUCCGACACGCGUAGAUGUCAUGGAGACUCUUUAUCCUCACAAGAUGUACACCGAUCCGCACUAUUCAAAUCGCUUCGACGUGCCAGAGAGAGCUAGAGAGUAUGCUGGGAGGAUGUUCAAGCUUGCCUGGGGUGGACGGGUGUCGGAAUUUGAGACUACAACUCAAAUAUUUGACAUGCUGUCGGAUGAGAUCGUGCUGCCCACAAUUACAUCGGCUUGGGAGUUUGCAAGUCGUGCCCCGACUCACCGCGAAGUCGAGAAUUGGUUAGCUGACCCUGCCAACAUGGACAAGGAGCUGACGCAUGCCAUGAAACGACGAAAGCAAGCACAAUCACAGCUUGAUGGAAUGACACCAGCCAAAGGUUACGGAAUACGCGCGACCAUGCAUAGACCAUCAGAGUUUUCCACCAGAGAGAAACAAAAUAUGUCGGUUCUUGCUGUGGAAAUAUUUGCACGAUCUCGAGGACGACUUCUUCCCGAUCCGGCCGAAGAUGAAAUCUCUAUGGUGGCAUUCGCAUUCCAGGACGAUGCGGGCGAAGGUGGCCGGGACACAUAUGAAGUUGGCUUGAUACUUGUGGCAAAUCCUCAAGUGGAUGCGACCCGCCUUCGUGACCUAGCUAGCGCAAAUGUCGAUAUGGUCGAUGCUGAAAGUGAACUGAUCAAUAAACUCAUUGAUCGGGUUUUGGACUGGGAUCCAGACGUUCUCACUGGAUGGGACGUGCAGUCGUCUUCCUGGAGCUACCUUGCUGGUCGUGCGAAACAGUACGGUGUGGAUCUCAGCGAUCAGAUUUCCCGUGUCAUGUCACCCCCUAGCCGCAAUGGGCAAGAUCGUUGGUCCCUAACACAUACUUCAACUUUCAGAGUAUCUGGGCGUCAUGUCAUCAACGUUUGGCGACACUUACGAAAGGAAUUAACACUGACUAGUUACACAUUCGAGAAUGUGGCUUUUCAGGUACUGAAGCGACGAAUGCCUCUAUACCUCGCAAGCACUCUCACUCAAUGGUUCCAUAGUCCUGUGCCUUUGCACACUGCACAGCUAAUUGACUACCUGUUGGAGCGAACUGUGACAGUCAUUGAGAUUUUAGAUGAGACGGAACUAAUAACAAAGACUGCAGAAUUUGCUCGUGUCUUUGGUGUAGAAUUCUUCUCUGUUCUAGAGCGUGGCUCUCAGUACAUGGUCGAAUCUUUUAUGUUUCGGAUCGCCAAACCAGAGAAUUUCGUCUUGAUUUCCCCUUCAAAGGAACAGGUCGGACAACAAAACGCUGCUGAAUGUGUUCCCCUCAUUAUGGAGCCGCAGUCCGCAUGCUAUAAAGGGCCUCUCGUUGUGCUCGACUUCCAAUCGUUGUACCCCUCGAUCAUGAUCGCGUACAAUUAUUGCUAUUCUACUUGCCUGGGAAGGGUACGCAAUUUCAAGGGUAAAAGCAAGUUCGGUGUUACGGACCUUAGCAUACCCCCCGGCGUUCUGGAGCUGUUGAAAGACGAUAUCACAAUAUCUGCUAACGGCAUGAUGUUUGUCAAAGACCACGUGCGCCGAAGUCUUCUAAGCAAAAUGCUUAGCGAGCUGCUGGACACGCGCGUUAUGGUUAAACAAGGCAUGAAGACAGCGAAGGGCGACAAGUCCCUUCUGCGCCUUUUGAAUGCCAGACAGCUGUCGCUGAAGUACAUUGCCAACGUGACUUACGGCUAUACCAGCGCCAGCUAUUCGGGCAGGAUGCCUGCGGUUGAAAUUGCAGACGCUAUCGUUCAAUCCGGUCGAGAAACCUUGGAGAAAGCUGUGCAUCUGAUCAAUAGCACUGCUAAGUGGGGAGCGAAGGUUGUCUAUGGGGAUACGGAUUCUCUGUUUAUUUAUCUUCCUGGGCGCACCAAGGAUGAAGCGUUCCAAAUUGGUCAUGACAUGGCCGACACAAUUACCUCGCUCAAUCCGGCUCCAGUCAAGAUGAAAUUCGAAAAGGUUUAUUUACCCUGUGUGCUCAUGGCCAAGAAACGCUAUGUGGGCUUCAAGUAUGAAAACCCCGAUGACGUCCAACCUGAAUUCGAUGAUAAAGGCAUUGAAACCGUACGCCGUGAUGGUUGUGCGCUCACUCGAAAGAUGGUGGAGGCAUCCUUGAGGAUCCUGUUCAACACGCAAGAUUUGAGCGAAGUGAAGGAGUAUUGCCGAAGACAAUGGUCCAAAAUUCUUGAGGGUCGACUACCCAUCCAGGAUUUCAUUAUAGCCAAAGAAGUUCGGUUAGGGACAUACAUCGAGGGCGCCGCACCUCCGCCUGGGGCAGCUGUUGCGGCCAUGAAGGCAGUCAAAGAUCCUCAAGCCGAGGCACAGUACGGCGAGCGCGUCCCAUAUGUCAUUAUGCGAGGCGAGGGCCGUCGUUUAGUUGAUCGAGCCAUCAGCCCAGAAGUUUUACUGCGGAAUCGUGACCAGCGAAUAGAUCCAAUCUACUAUAUAACCCGUCAAUUGAUCCCCCCUCUCGAACGCAUUUUUAACCUUGUGGGAGCCGACGUCCAAGCCUGGUACGAUGACAUGCCGAAGAAGCUCCGCGCCAAUCGGGCCGACUCUGUUGUCGUUAUCCCCAGACGAGACAAGGACGUAAAGACAUCCAAAGCAAGCGCUUCUACAAUAGAACGGCACUUCCGGAGUAAUCUAUGCCUUGUCUGCGAGGAACAAACGGACUCAGCUGUCUGCCCUUCGUGUCUGCGGGACCUGCCAACCACGCUUUACUCGCUCAACACGCGCAUGCACCUAGGCGAGCAGCGCCUACGUGACACACAACAAAUCUGCGCCAGCUGUACUGCGUCCCCGCCCGGGGAGCCAAUUCGAUGCGAGUCUCUGGACUGCGAAUGGUUGUACGAACGUGUCAAGGCUGAGGAAGAAGCAUCGGCUUUUGCUGAGAUCCCCAAAUUAAUUGAACAGUUGUGUGUUUAG